Messenger RNA from Cladocopium goreaui, 1053 nucleotides. Lineage: Eukaryota; Dinophyceae; Suessiales; Symbiodiniaceae. The record is from the annotation of a GenBank genome assembly.
AUGGGUUUGCUACGUUCCGAGCAGAUGAAAUAUGGCCUGUUGGUCUUGCCGGUGAACGAGGCGCAUCGCAUUGUGUCGCGGCUUGGGAAGGAUGCCACGCUUCAGUUCGAGGAUGACAACGCUCGCGACAUGAAGCGGCCCUACCGAAAGCACAUCCAGCGUAUUAAGCAGCCGUCUGUCGUCAUGACGACAAGUGCCAGCCAAUCCACUGGCAGCGAAGAAAUGAAAGAAGAAGCAGCACUGAUCCGAAGCCGUUUCAUGGAUGCGAUGAAUGCCAGUUUCCGCGCUCCCAGCCAGUGGAUCAUGUGCUUCGGCUGGUGCCUUGCCGCUUGCGCCGGAGCCGCCAACGUGGUGGCCUUCAAGAGCUGGAAGCUUUACGCGAGCCACGUCACGGGGAGUACCUCCAACAUGGCCUUCCAAAUCGAACGAUAUCAUGCGGGGGAGACGUCUGAGAGUUUACAGGAGGCUUGUUGGCUUGUUUUCUCCUUCCUCCUUGGUGCUUACGCAUGUGGACUUUUGAUUGAUCACAACUACGUGCACCUGGGUAAAACCUUCUACGGAUUUGCCCUGCUCCUGACCUCCACACUACUGCUAUUGUCGUCCUUUCUGGGAGGCCGAUUGCUUCCAGCGUGCCUUGUGGCCGCCGCCUGUGGCUUGCAGAAUGCCAUGUGCACCUCCCAUUUCGGUGGCAUCGUUCGCACCAGUCACGUGACCGGCACGGUAACGGACCUGGGGUCGAUCCUGGGCAGGAUCAGCAUGAUCUACUUGCGGAAGAGCUGGGGACAGAGACAGCUGAAUGAGAUUGAACAAGCCGAGCUGCUGGUGGAUUAUCAGAAGCUGACCGUCCUUUCUGGACUCUGGAGUUGCUACUUCCUAGGGGGACUCGGGGGUGUUUACAUGGAAAACUUCAUCACUGCAGCACCUCAGCGUGUGCUGUUGCUGCCGGCUGCGGGUACUGGGCUGCUGGGUUUGAUGCCUUGCAAGCAGGUGCUGAUGGAGUACCACCAGGCUUGGUCCAUAAUUCGUACAAGGAGGCUGUGGAGUCAAAAAUGA